ACGGUCACGCUAGCAGCAGCAGCCCUCCCCCAUCACCGAGGAGAGAGAAGCCUGUCGCCGCGCGACCGCCCCACAUGGCCACCGCGCUCGGUGGGGGGCCCAACCCCACCGCCGACGCCAUGGAGGUCGACCCUCCGCGCGCCUCCGCCGACGAGAAGGUGAGUGCGCGCUUCACUUCAUCUCUGCGCUCGCCGGCGGGGAGGGGACUUCUGCGCUCUAGGGGCUAUGGUUGCUUGCUUGUUGCUCCCCCUCCUGCGUGUGCGUGGAUCUGCAUACGCGCCGCGGAUCUGCUAGUUGCGGCGUUCUCGGUUCCCUGGACGCGGUCCUGGUUCUCGUCUAACUGCGACAUCUGUGCUGCUGCUUCUCAUGAUUUGGGCUGCUCGCUUGCUGCUGCUUCGCUCCAAUGGCUUGCGCCCUCUUUUUUUUUUGUGCGCAUUUGGAUGCAGAUGGAUUCUCGUUGGAGACCGUUAGAGCUGCGGUAGCAUUGCUUUCGGGGGAGGGGACCUGCUGCUCGAUGCUCUCUCCUCUUCGGCCAACUUUGCGUGCGCGCCAUGCUAGCGUUCCCACUCUCGUGUUGCUUUGGAUCGUGUCCAAAGCCGGACGGAAUGUGUUCUACAAGUUGUCUGGUAGCUACAGUUUCAGUUACCCGGUUUUGAUGUUUGACUUUCAUGUGAAGUGCCAGUUGGCUUAGCUGUUACAUUUCUGUCCAAAGUUUUCCAUGGCCUUCUCAGCCUUUCGCAAUCUAGUGGUUUUCUUUGCAUUGUAAGUUUCUGACCUGUACCUUAGUUGCUUGCGUAUGGAUUCAAUGAGUCGGAAAUACUCGGUGGUUUGAAGUGCAUAUUUUAUGCUGCUCUUGGUAAUGUGGCAUCGGGUAUCCAUGUAGUGGUAUUUUGGUUUGUUCAGUCGGGGGCAACGUUAUCCUUCUGUGCUGGUGCUUGCUAAUGUUUCUGCCACAAACCUGGUGAAACAUCGGAAUGCUAAUGCCGAACAUGUCGCCACUAUUAUUGCGGGGGGAAGUGAUGCAGUGACAGGCCACAUAAUAUCGACUACGAUUGGGGGAAAGAAUGGUGAACCAAAGAGGACCAUCAGCUAUAUGGCUGAGCGAGUUGUUGGAACUGGAUCGUUUGGGGUUGUCUUCCAGGCAAAAUGCAUUGAGACUGGUGAAACCGUUGCAAUUAAGAAGGUUCUACAGGACAAAAGAUACAAGAAUAGGGAGUUACAAAUAAUGCGAUCAAUUGACCAUUGCAAUGUCAUUUCCCUGAAGCAUUGUUUCUUCUCUACCACAAGUAGGGAUGAACUUUUCCUUAACUUAGUCAUGGAGUUUGUUCCAGAGUCACUUUAUCGCGUUCUGAAACACUACAAAGACAUGAAGCAGAGGAUGCCCCUUAUAUAUGUUAAAUUGUAUAUGUACCAGAUAUUCCGGGGACUAGCUUAUAUUCAUACUGUACCAGGAAUUUGUCACCGAGAUAUUAAGCCUCAGAAUAUCUUGGUGGAUCCUCUUUCCCACCAAGUCAAGGUUUGUGACUUCGGGAGUGCUAAAAUCUUGAUUAAAGGUGAAGCUAAUAUAUCAUAUAUAUGCUCACGCUAUUAUCGUGCUCCUGAGCUCAUAUUUGGUGCAACUGAAUACACAACAUCUAUUGAUAUAUGGUCAGCUGGAUGUGUUCUUGCUGAGCUUCUUCUUAGUCAACCAUUAUUUCCUGGGGAAAGUGCUGUGGACCAGCUGGUUGAGAUUAUCAAGGUUUUGGGCACCCCAACACGAGAGGAAAUUCGUUGUAUGAAUCCCAACUAUACAGAAUUCAAGUUUCCUCAGAUAAAAGCAUGUCCAUGGCACAAGAUCUUCCACAAGAGAAUGCCUCCAGAAGCAAUAGAUCUUGUUUCCCGUCUUCUUCAGUAUUCGCCGAAUCUGCGAUGUAGCGCACUUGAGGCGUGUGCUCAUUCAUUCUUUGACGAAUUACGAGAAUCACAUGCAAGACUCCCUAAUGGACGCCCAUUUCCUCCACUAUUCAACUUUAAGCAGGAACUAGCAAACGCACCACCGGAGCUUGUCAGCAGGCUAUUACCAGAGCAUGCUCGACGGCAUUCAGGAUUCGGUUCCUUAUUUGGGAGUGGACCGUAGCCCGUAGGAAAAUCUCGUUUUAAUGUUGGGCUGCUGUACGCCGUCAGAGGGCAAUCUGCAUAUCCCAAAUCUAAGUUUUAGAACCUGACCAUCUUGUUGAGAAGUUGCCAGCCUUAGAAAAACCCGAGGUGGCCUCUUGUGUCCAUGCUCUGCCAGUAGCGGCACAUAAUGCUGGGGGGAUGGUUAGGUUUGUUAAGCACAGAGGGUAACUGACUGAGCUAAUGUAUUUUCACGUUUUAUGUCUGUAUCGAACUUGUACCUGUGUACCCUGUACCAAUCGCAGCUGAUGUAAUCAUGUAAAUGCUUCUAAACUACUUCAAGCUAUUAUGAUGGCCAAUUCGCAAUUUUACAGUA
Messenger RNA from Zea mays, 2470 nucleotides. Its product is annotated as putative glycogen synthase kinase family protein. The transcript is spliced from 12 exons. Gene Ontology annotation, biological process: peptidyl-threonine phosphorylation; brassinosteroid mediated signaling pathway; cell differentiation. Bases 1094 to 2116 code for a protein of 340 amino acids. NCBI's taxonomy places the organism in Eukaryota, Viridiplantae, Streptophyta, Magnoliopsida, Poales, Poaceae. The record is from RefSeq and is a predicted model, not a curated record. Gene Ontology annotation, molecular function: protein serine/threonine kinase activity; ATP binding. Gene Ontology annotation, cellular component: cytoplasm; nucleus.